Molecule: messenger RNA, 469 nt
Organism: Cydia strobilella
Lineage: Eukaryota; Metazoa; Arthropoda; Insecta; Lepidoptera; Tortricidae
Gene: Svip
Product: small VCP/p97-interacting protein
Exons: 3
Coding region: 78-317 (79 amino acids)
Biological process (GO): negative regulation of retrograde protein transport, ER to cytosol; positive regulation of autophagy; negative regulation of VCP-NPL4-UFD1 AAA ATPase complex assembly
Cellular component (GO): endoplasmic reticulum membrane
Source: RefSeq, a predicted model, not a curated record
GAUAAGGAUAAUUUAUAAUUUGGAUUAUCUUAUCUUGUUGCUAUUUUCUAAAUAAAUGCGGAAUAUUUAUCCCUAAAAUGGGAAUAUUUACAUCCUGCUGUAAACCUCAAGCGGCAGACGUCUUGACUCCAGAUGCAGAUACCAGACGCCGCCAGCUGGUGGAGGCGGCCGAGAAGCGACGACAGGAGGAGGCCUCCCGCGGAGUCAAGGACCCUGAGAAGGUGAAGCGCAUGCAGCAGCGGUCUGAGGAGAUGGAGAGACGAGAGGCUGAACUGGCUAAGGAGGGAGGAUCCAACCUCAAGUGGACGACAGGGUGAGGUCCGGAGCAAGGCGGAAGUAGUCAGGGCAGUAAGCCCGAUCCGCCUGUACCCAUUUCCAAAGAAGAGAAAUAUAGAUACAAGAACUAAGGCCCCCCGCUGUAUGUUACAUUAUAUCUCUCUGUGGACUUAAUAUAAGUGAAUUUAAACUG